Messenger RNA from Hydra vulgaris (swiftwater hydra), 558 nucleotides. RefSeq lists its product as uncharacterized. The record is from RefSeq and is a predicted model, not a curated record. NCBI's taxonomy places the organism in Eukaryota, Metazoa, Cnidaria, Hydrozoa, Anthoathecata, Hydridae.
AUGUAUCAAAUAUCAGGAAGAAUGAUUGAAGACAUUUAUAAUCCUGGUAGAACAACUACAAUGUUAGGAAUGUUAAAAUAUCCGAACGACUUUCAGUUAGCACAAGAAUUAAAUCAAUUGUGGUUUAAAGAUAAUCAUACAUUAACUCUUAGUAGAAUAAGUAAUGGUGAUGCUAUUUUUAAAGCUGCUAAUGCAACAGCAGGAAUAGUUAAUUUAAGUAAAAUAGCACUGUUUAUGCCUGAUAUAACUCCAACAAUUGAAGAAAAAAAUAUUUUAUAUAAAGAUAUUGAAUCAAAAAUGACACUUCCAGCAUAUUUUAGAUCUAAACAUUCUGAAACUGUUGCUGUUCCACAAACUUCAUCAUUUAAUUGGAGAUUAAGUGCACAGACUGAUAGUGAAAGACCUAGGUGUAUAAUUGCAGCUUUCCAAUCAGGUAAAAAUUUAGAUCAAACUACUAAUCCAGCAUUGUUUGAUCAUUGCAACUUGAAAAACAUGUAUGCUACACUAAAUAAAGAUAGAUAUCCAGCCGUUGACUAUAAUUUAUCAUUUCCAAAUUAG